AUGGAUUCCUGUACCACAGUUGUGGAGAAGCUGUCUGCUUAUAGAUAUGCAUUCGGUGCUAGAAAGAACAUCCAAGAUGUUCUUGCGAAUUUUUCAGAGUCAGAAAAAGACCAGAUGAUGGCAGUUAGCGAAGAAGUAGACAAGUCUUCAGAAAACGUCAAAGCGCUGUUACAGAACUUACCCGUCAAAAUACUUUUCGGUUCUUUCUUGUUUUUUGUUAAAGAUAAAGCCCAUGCUCAUGCUGGACAUGUGCUAAGUGAAAAGCUUUGCAACGAAUUUCUCUCUUUGCCAUUGGAUUUAAACAACAAGAGCCUUUUCAGUCGGAAUGUUGAAAUCAUUCAAACUCUUACUGAAGAGCUACCUCCCGGAGUCUUUUCCCUGCUUCAAGCUUUCUUUACUACGGUUCAAGAAGUGUACCAAAAACUUGAUGGUGAUUACCAAGAAAACAUCCAGUUCUUUGCCUCCAUAUCUGCAGUUGUAUGUCCUCGUAAAUGCGUACAUAAAAUGUAUCCCAUUGUCGAGUUUAUUUCUAUAGCCACACCCUAUCUUUGGAAAGGUCUAUCGAAAAAAGUAUCCUCGGACACAGAUUUUCAUUCAGCACGGUCUCGGUUUGCGGAUCAACUUAACAAUCCGCUUCCAAGGGACUCGAAGAGCUUGCCAAACAAUAUACAUCUUCAUAUCACACAACCAAGUCCGGCACCCAGUGGUGAUUUUAAUGCACCUCCUGUUCCAGCACACGCUAUAAGCCUGUCUUCCACUUCCGAUGUUCGUUCUGUUGUUUCUUCCAUGUAUACGUCUUGCCGCUCUUCUGUGUAUUCCGCGGACAGGACAAAUAGCAGAGUCGACACAGCAAUGAACGAAUACAGUACCGAUGAGGACACUCAGGUAUUAAUGUCUUCAAGUCUGCUCGACAUUCCCGAGCUAAAUUUAGGAAGUACUACCUUGACACGUCAUUCCUCACGGUCGUCUCAUUCUUCUGGUCCGGCAUAUGUUUCUAUUGAUCAAUAUAAUGUCCUAAAAGAAGAACUCAAAAAUCUACGAUGUAAGCUCCAUGUUGCUGCGCAAGAUUACAAAGAAUCAAGGGAGGAGAUUGAUGCACUUUAUGAAACUGUUGACGAAGAGGCCGCUGCCUUUAAACGUUUCUGGGCCGCGGAAAAAGAAAAACUUCAACAAGAGAAGAUGACUAUUUUACAACUUGUUUAUGAGAAGGAAAACAAAUUAAACCAGUCUGAACUUGUUCAAAGCUAG
Molecule: messenger RNA, 1248 nt
Organism: Schizosaccharomyces japonicus yFS275
Lineage: Eukaryota; Fungi; Ascomycota; Schizosaccharomycetes; Schizosaccharomycetales; Schizosaccharomycetaceae
Exons: 1
Coding region: 1-1248 (415 amino acids)
Source: RefSeq, a predicted model, not a curated record